Messenger RNA from Didymodactylos carnosus, 1083 nucleotides. The record is from the annotation of a GenBank genome assembly. Lineage: Eukaryota; Metazoa; Rotifera; Eurotatoria; Philodinida; Philodinidae.
AUGAAACGACGCGUCGCGUUUACGCCCGAGCCGUUUCCACCGUUUAUUUUAUCAUUCACUGGAAAUACUGCCAGUCCUAAUGAAAUACGAACAAAAUUAAUUGAUCUGAAAAAUAUUCAUAAAUGUCCAACUACGUGCCGUUUUAACUCAAAGAAAGACUUACUUUUAUUCCCACAAGAUGAUGCAGCACAACAAUAUCUUUCGAUUAACCUUCCUUUAAAUUUAUUUGGUGAUAGUUUCACUUACACAUCACGUACUGCGAAAGUUAUCCAAAAAACGUUUAGCUGUGUAUUGAAAAAUGUUGAUUCAUCUAUAAAUGAAAUCGAUCUUUUAACAGAUAUCCGAGAUAUUGUAUCCGAUGUUGUCGCUGUAUCACGAAUUAAAAAUGCAGCACAAAAUACUCCAACAUCCCUUCUUCGAAUCGAUUUUUCAAAUGAAACUGCUCGUAACGAUCUCUUACAGAAGCGAAAGUUAAUUGUUACACCGUUCACUUACCCUGUGAUUGAAUAUAUUCCACCGGUAAAAAUAAUCCGGUGUUUCAAAUGUCAUUACGCAAACGAAUGUAAUAAUCAAAUAAAAUGUGGAAAAUGUAGUGGUAACCACGGACUAGAUAAUUGUACAAAUACAACUUUGAACUGUCCAAAUUGUGGAGAUGCUCAUAAAGUCACCUAUCCCGGAUGCAAAGUGCGUUUACAAUACAUAAACAAUAUAAAAGCAAAGUCAUAUGCCGAGGCGUUAUCCGCUGCAUCACCACAUCUUUCCUCACAAAACUCUCAACAACAUCCUCUUCAGUCAAACCAACAAACUACGACUGUUGCGUUACGACCCUCUAUCUCAACAACCAAUGAAACAAACCUACUGAGUACUUUAAAAGAUAUCUCAAAAUCGUCAGAGUCGGUUACAGUUGAAAUUAAUCAAAUAAAAUCCUCUUUUUAUGACUAUGAAAAUAUACGUAUUUGUUUGUUUGCGUCAAAAAUUUACUGUAUAGAUCCAGUAUUUUAUUUAUGCAAUGAUACUAAUCACGCACUUGCCAUAUCGUACGAUCAUUUUACGUCAGUUUUGUUCGACAAUGUGUCCCUAUGA